This is a messenger RNA of Mizuhopecten yessoensis (Yesso scallop), 2844 nucleotides long. RefSeq names its product adenylate kinase isoenzyme 6-like. The record is from RefSeq and is a predicted model, not a curated record. Gene Ontology annotation, molecular function: AMP kinase activity; ATP binding; ATP hydrolysis activity. Lineage: Eukaryota; Metazoa; Mollusca; Bivalvia; Pectinida; Pectinidae. Bases 24 to 548 code for a protein of 174 amino acids. The transcript is spliced from 4 exons. Gene Ontology annotation, cellular component: cytoplasm; nucleus.
UGUUCAUUAGACACACAAACAACAUGGCGGCACGAGCACAUGGUCCAAACAUAUUGAUAACAGGUACUCCUGGCACAGGAAAGUCUACACUUGCUGCUGAACUUUGUCAGAGAUCAACAUUGAACUAUGUCAAUAUUGGAGAAGUAGCCAAACAAGGGGACCUGUAUGAGGGCUGGGACCACAUCUAUGAAUGCCAGAUGAUAGAUGAAGACAGGGUGAUUGAUGAGUUAGAGGAGAAGAUGGGCCAAGGAGGGAACAUUGUCGACUAUCACAGCUGCGAGUUCUUCCCAGAGAGGUGGUUUGACAUAGUCUUUGUGCUAAGGACAGACAACUCUAUCCUCUAUGACAGAUUAGAAAGCAGGGGUUAUACAGGGAAGAAACUAGAGGACAAUGUGCAGUGUGAAAUAUUCCAAACUAUCUUAGAGGAAGCUAGAGACUCAUAUAAAGAAGAAAUUGUUCAUGAACUCUUCAGUAACACACCAGAAGAACUAGAAGAUAACUUAGAGAAAGUGUUAUCUUGGAUAGAACAUUGGAAGGCCACCCACUAGUAACAAAAUAUUCCUAGUGGUAAUUUGUUGUGUACAUUGUUUUUAGUGACAGUGCAGUUUGUGUAUCCCUUCCAUUUCGUGUACAGGAGAACCAAGUCGACCUUGCUUUAAAGUUGGCUUUCCAAAUUUUGUAGAGCUAAAAGCACUUUAAUCUCUGCAAUGAAUAUAUGUUCCAACUUUAUCAUGUUUAGUAAGUUUCCUAGUCUGUAGAUAUUUAAACGCUUGUUUACCUCGAUUCUAUAGAAUAAGUCCCUGUUGAGUUGGAGUUGGUGGAGUUGCUUUAGUGUUUGUCAGCUUGGUAAGAGAUUACUUUAGUGGGGCAAAAUGGACCCUGAGGAAUUUCUGUUUAAAUCUGUUAAUAUAUACAUGUUAAAAUGGACAUCUGAAGAUUUUCUAACUUGUUUUAUAGAGAUAUGUACUAUGAAAGAGAUACAUUUACUUGCUGAAGUCACUUGAGGCACCUUUCCUGUCAACUCAUUAUUUUCCAGUGAACUAAAUCAUUAGUUAUGUUUGUUUUCAUAACUUUCAAACAAAAGUUUCAUUACUAACUAUAGGUUCCACUGUAGUUCAAUUUAUAUGUUCAAAAACAUAUAUGUGAAUGUAAUGGUGAAGGGAUCAUCAAAUAUAUAACAUGAUGGAUAAGUGAGGUGCGACUCCUUUGUUAAGGCUACUUAACCAGUGUAGACAUUUGUUUUACUACUUGUUGUACUAGAUGUACUAAGGCCAGACAAAAAAUAUAUGUGUUUCCUGUUAACAUAAUUGAAGUUUGGGAAGGUAGGUAGGUAACCGAUUUUAUUAAAAAAAAAAGAUUUUAUUUGGUUCAUAUAGGAGACUGCCCCGAGAGUGAUCUUGACUUUAACAGUGCUUCUUUGAAAAUUGUCUUCAAAGUUCAGGGUAGGCACAACAAAUAAGGGUAGGUAGAGUUACCGGAAACACCUAAUAUUUUGUGUUUUGCCUAAUAAUUUUGUUCUACAGGGGAUAUAAUUUACAUAAUGGUAAUUGAACCAAAAGACUAAAAGUUGGUUCUGUGUAACUUAAAUUUCUGAAAAUAAAAUUUACUAUAAAUAUUGGUUAUGCAUGUUUUUAGAACAUGAUUCAUUUUGUGUCUUUGAGAUUUUAUUAAUUUUAUAAGAUACUACAUCUUUCCUUCAAAAAAUGAUUUGAAUUGAAAAAAAGAUUAUUUGUUAGAGGCAUGGGCUUUAUACAUUGUAAUAAAAUAUUUUACAUGACAUGCUUUAUUUAUACACUUUUGAUUAGAUUUCCAUGAAGUGUCAAUCAUAAUAGAACUAUGCAUUCUUCAUAAGAAUUGGAACUCUGAGUUUCAACUUGUACCUAAUACAAUUAAGGUACAUGUAUAUAACUGUGCAAUGGGAUAUCUUGUAUGAACGUUUCGUCAAUCUCUUAUCUAGUCCACAGUUUCAGUCAGUCUAGAAUGCCAUUUAAAUCUGCUGUUUGGUAUUUAGAGAGACAAAAUAAUACAUCAUGUAAAACACAAUUAUGAUGUACAUUCUUUUCACAUUAAAAAUAUUCUUGAAAAAAUAUACUGCCUUUGGAAAUUAUCAUUGAUGAUAAGAAAUUGUUUUCCUAUUGGUGUGAUUCCCAACUGCUGUAUGCACUACACAUUUUGACUGUUAACUAAGACAUCAAUACACCUGUAAAAUAAUAUCUCUUUUUAGCUCAUGCAUUACCUCCCUUAGGUUUUAAGUUGCAGCAAAAUUCUUAUAUUCUAUUAGGUGUUAAAUUAUAAAUGUGUAACAAAAUGGAAAUUAUAAAUUUGUAACAAAAUGGAAAUUUUAGAGGAAUUGUUCAUGUAUUGGAAGAUUACGUUAUUAUGUGAUUAAAAAAUUGAGCUUGGUUAAUUUAGCCACCAGUAAUCUGGUUGUCACACUACUCAGCGAGUGUUUUGGAGGACAGAAUAAUCUUUUUCCAUUAAAAUAUAUCUCAGGAAUGUAGCACUUUCACAAUCAUAUAAGUUUAAUUGUGAAAAAUCUGAUGGUAUAUAAGUAUAUGACACAUUCUUCUGAUAUUUUGAAUCUGAUCUAAUCAAAAUUGCAUACCUGUAUACCAUAACAUUUUAUACUCAAAUAACAAAAUGUUAAAUAGGAAAGAAUACCAUUGGUCAUUGCAACUGUUUCACUGAGAAAGAGUUCUUUGCCAUCUGUUUUACCGUUAUGCUCUUACGUUAUUAGCUAUAUAUAUAUAUAUAUUUAUUAGUGUGCAUGUUAUGAGGUACCUGGCAGGUGCAGAUUGUUAUUGAAUCCAUAGUUUUACCUUUUGAUAAAGAAUAAGGACAGUC